UAGUUUCAUUUCAAUAAAUUGAUGAAGUGCUCUUAUUGGAAGCCUUAUGGCGCCUCUUAUUGCCUCCGCGCCGGUAUAUCAAACUAGAUUAAAGAAACUCUGGAAAACUAAACUAACUGGCCGUUUUGCAUUUUGUUUGUUGGUCUAACCAGAAUUCCUGGAAAACAUUUCAAAUCAAAUUUGUCACUAGCAGGGCGGAUCUAUUAUUUUCUCGAGGGCAAAGAGGAUGAUGGACUUCAAAUAGUUUUUUGUCGUUUUUAGAUCAACAGAUGGUUUUCCGAGCUAUUUCUCAAAUUUAGCGGAUCUAUGCGCCCAAAGUGCUUUAAAACUUGGUCAAACAAAAUGGGAUGCAAUAGCACCAAGAAGGGACCCCUAUACUUCGAGAGAGGGGGCUUCUCCAACCUCUGAUGAAGCCCUUCGUCGACAAAAGAUCGAAUGAAUUGAUAACAGUACUAGCUGAACUGGGUUUUUAAUCUUUGUUGCUGAAAGUUUUGGGUCAACAAUGUCCAAAAUAAAAACAAAGAAUUUUUUUGUAGACGAAAGAAAAAAUCUCUCUGAACGGAAAAAAGUUAGAACUAAAUGGCGACUGGAAGCUUUGGCGAGCAUUUACGCUCGAUUCGGGUCAUAAAAUCUAGGUGACCGUACGCGUUUUAAUGCUGGGUGAGGUGUGUCAAAAGCAAACAUCAGCUACCUGUAGUUUUACUUUGAGUUCAAUUGGUAUUUGUACUGUUAAUGACACAAGACGCCCCCAAAUUCAAACAUUGUGGCAGAAGAAAUUUGAUUUAUUGUUCAAAAUAGUCUGUCAAAGACAAGUAAAGCGCAUUUGUGCAAAGUUGCAUUCAAAAUGAAACUAGUGAAUUUAAUUUCGUUUCUAGUUGUAAGUUGCGUUGUGUCAACUUAUUGCAAACCGCAUGGGCAAACUAACAGUCAAAAUGGUCCGAAGAGUACUGCGUGCGGCUACGAUUCUUGUCCGGAUUUGAGCGAUGAUAUGAUCCAUGUUCAUCUAGUGCCACAUACGCAUGAUGACGUAGGCUGGCUGAAGAAUCCGGAGGAGUAUCAAUACGGUGCGAACGACGACAUCCAAAGAGCUGACGUGAACGUCAUCAUUGACUCAGUAGUCGAUGAACUGCUAAAAGACUCUUCCCGACGGUUCAUCUAUGUUGAGAUGUACUUCUUCUCAAAUUGGUUCGAAAAGCAAUCGGAAUCGAAAAAAGAUCAAGUCAAAAGUUUGGUUAAUAAUGGCCAGCUUGUGUUCAUAAAUGGAGGUUGGGUUAUGAACGACGAAGGAGCGGCACACUAUAAUGCUAUCGUGGACCAAAUGAGUAUAGGUUUGAGGUUUCUAAAUAGCACGUUCGGAGCCUGCGGAAAUCCCAAAGUUGCAUGGCACAUUGAUCCGUUUGGACAUUCGAAGGAACAAGCGAAUUUGUUCGCAAUGAUGGGCUUUGAUUCGUUCUUUUUUGGGCGAUUGGAUUAUGACGAUAAAAAUAACAGACUUCAAAACAAGAGAAUGGAAGAAGUUUGGCAUGCUGGCAACUCGGAUUUAUUUUUUGGAGCUCUCUACAAUGGAUACAAUCCGCCAGGUGGGUUUUGCUUUGAUGCCGUUGAUUGCGGAGAUGAGCCGAUUGUGGACGAUCCGAAUCUGUUCAGCUACAACGUUGAACAAAGGGUGAAUGAGUUCAUUAAUGCCGUGAACGACCAAGCCCAACACUACAGAACGAACCAUGUGAUCAUGACUAUGGGAAGCGAUUUUCAAUAUAUGGUUGCCUCCAAGUGGUAUGAUAACUUAGAUCUUUUGAUCAAAUAUACAAAGGCAAGGCAGGCUAACGGAUCCAAUAUAAACUUAUUGUACUCGACACCUUUGUGUUAUACUUACGCGCUAAACAAGGCAAACGUGAACUGGACGACAAAAAGUGACGAUUUUUUUCCGUAUGCUUCGGAUCCGCAUUCUUACUGGACCGGUUAUUUCACUAGUCGACCAGCACAAAAAGGUGUGGUUAGGAGAACGAACAACCUUCUGCAAAUUGCAAGACAACUGGCAGCUGUGAAUAGAUGGAACUCCUCGGAGGCUCUUGUGGGUCUUGAGGGAGCAAUUGGAGUUAAUCAGCAUCACGACGCAGUUACUGGCACUGAAAAACAAGCUGUGCAGGAUUUCUACAUGCAGUUCAUGGAUAAACACAUAGUGAAGACCAAGGAUUUAAUUAAAGACAUCUACGGCAUUGACAACAUGGACUUCUGUCCUUACAGGAAUAUAAGCGUAUGUCCGACCACCGAAAGCUCGAAGCCUUUCCGCGUUGUAGUCUACAACCCGCUCACUAGACCAGUUAAGUAUUAUGUUCGGAUGCCGGUGCCAAACACGGAUUACCUGAUAACGGACUCAAGCGGUCAGACCAUUACAGGUGAUGUAAUGCCAGCGCCAAAGACCGAGUCACUCGACCGACUGCGCAAGUCACAUGAUUCGAACUCGCAAUAUGAGUUGACCUUUGAAGCAGAAGUGAAUGGUUUGUCAACUUCUUUUUUCACCGUUGAAGAUUCCGACUCUCUUAGACCCAAACGAGUCUCGGCUAAAUUAGCGGAAUCAAGAAAAACUGUUGGCUCACAUCACGUGAUCGAAAACGAACUCUUUGACGCAAAGUUAAACCAUAGAAAGCUACAACUGAGCUUUAAAAACGGAAAAACUGGUGAAUUUGAUCUGCCAUCUUUUGCAUGGUACAAUGCGAGUUCUGGAAAAGGCCAGGAACCAGCAAGUGGUGCUUACUGUUUCAGACCAGAUAUUCAAACCCCUUUUGUAUACGACUUUGACCCGGAUUCAAGCGAAGUGGUGCAGGGUAAGUAUAUCACAGAGAUAAGGCUCAAUUUCACACUUUCUUGGCUUUCUGGAGUAGCACGGAUCUACAACGAUAAACCUUACGUCGAAUUCGAGUGGCUAGUUGGACCGAUACCUGUAAAUGACGGAAUUGCGAAAGAGAUCGUGAUAUUGUAUAAUACAUCGGUGAAUAAUAACAAGACCUUCUACACGGACUCAAAUGGUAGACAAAUGUUAGAGCGAAUCCUGAACUACAGGCCAACCUGGGACUUCCAAAGCUCGGAACCGACUAGUCAGAAUUAUUACCCCGUGAACAGCAGAAUCUUCAUCAAGGAUGCAGUUGACCAAGUCACAGUUUUGACUGACAGAUCGGAAGGUGGGACCAGUAUGAACCAAGGUCAAAUUGAGGUCAUGGUUCACAGACGAGAUCUAGCAGAUGACGGCUUCGGAGUUGGAGAGGCUCUUAACGAAACAGGGCAAUUCGGCGAUGGAUUGAUUGUGCGUGGAAUUCAAAGAAUGAUAUAUUCUGAGUUGGAACCAGCUGCAAUGCACUAUCGGUUCGAAGGAGAAGAAAUGUUCAUGCCUCCUUUGGUAGCUUUUUACCAACAGUCCGACUCUUCUUAUGGAUACUCGGAAAAACAAAUGGAGUCAGCUAAUAUCACUCUUCCCCAAAACGUGCAUUUAUUGACACUAAUGCAACUUGACCUCAACCCUAAGCGUCUCCUGAUGCGAUUAGAAAACCAGUUUGCCUCUGGCGAAGACUCAAUGAUGUCGAAAAAUGUGACUGUUGAUAUUAAGUCGGCCUUUUCAAGUUUAUUCAAUGUUACAAGCGCUAAGGCAAUGGUACUCUCGGCUGAUCGUUACGCUGAUGAUGCUGUGAGGUUGCAAUGGGAAAGCGUUGAUGGUCCAAGUGCAAACCCAGAUUGGACUGUUGAUGGAUUUAGUGUGACUCUAGAACCAAUGGAAAUAAAAACUAUCGAACUGGAAAUUGAUUAAGUGAACUAACAAAUUGCUGAAAACAAAUUAUUACAACUGCUUCUCAAAAACUUGAAUUCAUACUUUAUUUUACACUAUAUAUAAUUCAUACUUUAUUAUUUUACAA
Messenger RNA from Symsagittifera roscoffensis, 3905 nucleotides. Its product is annotated as lysosomal alpha-mannosidase-like. The record is from RefSeq and is a predicted model, not a curated record. Gene Ontology annotation, cellular component: lysosome. The transcript has a single exon. Bases 845 to 3799 code for a protein of 984 amino acids. Gene Ontology annotation, biological process: mannose metabolic process. NCBI's taxonomy places the organism in Eukaryota, Metazoa, Xenacoelomorpha, Acoela, Convolutidae. Gene Ontology annotation, molecular function: carbohydrate binding; alpha-mannosidase activity.